AUAAUUUAAUUUAUAUUUCUAAUUAUUAAUCAAAUAUACAAAUAUAAUCAAAAUGAUAAAGGAUACAAAGGGAAUAAAUUGUUUUGAAGUUAUAUAAAGAGGGGUAAGAUUGGAAAUAAAAUAAAAAUAAAAAUUUGGUGUUGAUGAAUAGUGUAACACCAAAUUUGGUGUUACACUAUUCACUCAACACCAAAUUUAGUGGUUGAAACUUGUGCCCAACACCAUUUUGGUGUAUUCAUUGGAGAUGAUUCUGCGCCAAAAUGCAAUUGGCGCUGCAUUUGGCGCAUUCCUUGGAGAUGCCCUGAGGAGCCUUCUAUUUAUCUCUGUGCAUUGGCGCCAUGGGAAUUUGCCUCCCUCUUCUCCCCAAAGCUCCGCCUUAUGGCGCUUUCUGGUGAAGAUGACUAUCUUAGCUUCGAAAGUGAUUUGUACAAAGCUCUGAUGAGUGGAGAUGAAAACGAGGUGAUUCAGCUCUGCGAACGAAUUCCAGAAGGCGGCCCGCUCUACCCGUUAACAAUACACAAUGACACGGUCUUGCACAUGGCCACUUACUCCAAACAAGAAAAUCUAGUCCUCUGUCUACUUGACAAAUUGCCGCAGAGUCAGAACGGCAAAAUGGAUGCUAAGAAUGACAUUGGAAACACCAUCCUCCACGAGGCGGCCACUUCUAGCAAAAGUGUGCUCGCUGCCAGGGCAAUGCUCGGUCGAGCCCCGUAUUUGUUGGAGAUGCGCAACCAACGCGGAGAGACGGCUCUCUUCCGUGCCGCCCGAUAUGGGAAGAUGGAAAUGUUUCAAUUUCUUGACGAGCAAGUGAAAGAAAGCUUCAAGAGCAAAGAGGAAGAAAAGGUGGACAAAGAGUUGUUUGAAAAAGCGCUUAAAGAAAUGUAUGUGCGGGAAGAUAAAACCACCGUUCUUCACAUAUGCGUCCUCACCGAGCACUUUGAAUUAGCAUUGCGUAUCGCAAGAGAGCAUGAAUAUUUAGUCAAUGAGAAAGAUGGAGAAGAGAUGACUGCACUCCAACUUCUUGCAUUCAAUCCAUCAGCAUUCGAAUUUGGAAGGAAACUAAAAUUCCUAAAGUGGCUCUUUCCUUCUACUGCAAAAGGUGAAUCAUGGUGGGUUCCUUUGUGGGAAGAAAUUAAGAGAAAGAGGCGAGGAUAUGACUCAGCAGUGAAGCUUGCUGAGUUCUUGAUUGAAAAGGAUACUUCAUGGAAGAAAACUGAAUCUGCCUUGGACCAGAGUAAGCCCAGGAUCCAUAAAUUUGGUGCCACGUCUCUUUCCCACCAAGGACAGGGGUCAGAUAAAGAACUACAUACCCCAAUAGCUGAAACCCCAUUGUUGUUAGCUGCCAAGUCAGGCAUUUUGGAGAUUGUUGAAGGAAUACUUACCAAGUAUCCUCAAGCAGUUGAGCACAUUGAUGAUGAAGGGCGAAAUGUAUUACAUGUAGCCAUCAAGUAUCGCCAGCUACAUAUUUUUGACUUCAUUGAGAAGAACAUGGAUGUUCCAAUGAUGAGACUGGUGAGGAAGAUUGACAACCAAGGGAACUCAAUUCUACACAUGGUUGGGAUCAAGAGAGAUCAUUCUAAGAGGAUUGAAGAUAUGCGAAGCCCUGCUCUAAUAUUGCGGGAAGACUUGCUCUUGUUUGAGCGCGUGAAGAAGAUCUGCACGAACCAUUUCAUCAGACACUUGAAUAAUGAUGGACACUCUGCUGAAAAGCUGUUUGCCAAUAAUAAUGCUACGCUGCGUGAAUCUGCUAAAGAAUGGAUUAAGCGAACUGGUGAAAAUUGCUCCAUUGUGGCGGUGUUGAUUGCCACUGUUGCCUUUGCUGCAGCUUACACGGUGCCGGGAGGUCCAAACCAGAACACUGGCUACCCACUUCUCCUUAAUCAAUCAUUCUUUAUCAUAUUUACCUUGUCAGAUGCCCUCUCCCUUACAUCUGCUUUGACAUCAGUCAUCACAUUUCUAUCUGUCCUCACGUCAUCCUUUCAACUGAAGGAUUUCAGGCGGUCUCUUCCUCAAAAACUCUUAUUAGGAGUGACACUAUUGAUCCUUUCCGUGUCAAUGAUGAUGCUAGCGUUUGCAGCAACGAUAAUCCUACUGAUAAGUAAUAAGCAACAGUGGACAAGAAUUGUCCUGUACUCCGUGGCUUUCCUUCCGGUCUCUAUCUUUGCAAUUUCAUACUUGCCUCUAUAUGUUGAGCUAGUGAAGACUUUCUUCCACUCAAUGAGGAAAGUAGGAGAUGUGUUUCCCAGGUUUAGGUUUAACUGCGGUUACAUUCGAUCUCGGAUUUCCAGCUCAACUAGUUUUAGUAAAUCUCGAUCCUCACUUCUCUCAAAUCCUACUCGAUCUCAAGCCAAAGAUUCCACUCGAGCUUCUGGUCAAACCUCUUUGUUAGCUGUUUGAAUGGCUGAAUUUUCUUCCUUCAGUACCUGUUUCCCGAUUAGUUCUGUUCUGUCACUUCUCAAGUGGUUGAUUUCUCGAAUGAUUACUGUGAUUACUGCGCUUUUGUUCUUUCAGAAUUGUUGACUCUUAAUGCAAAAUAAACAAAUUUGGAUUCCAAUUUGAAUA
Messenger RNA from Diospyros lotus (date-plum), 2562 nucleotides. RefSeq names its product protein ACCELERATED CELL DEATH 6-like. The transcript is spliced from 4 exons. Lineage: Eukaryota; Viridiplantae; Streptophyta; Magnoliopsida; Ericales; Ebenaceae. Gene Ontology annotation, molecular function: protein binding. The coding region runs from base 379 to 2397 and encodes 672 amino acids. The record is from RefSeq and is a predicted model, not a curated record.